UUAGAAAACGUGAAGAUGGCUGCCGUAAUCCGUUUAAAAAGGCGCUUAGAAGAUCAACCAUCAGAUACUUUAAUCUUAAACUGCAAACGAAGGAAAACCGAUGAAAAAGAGGAAAAUGAAAACGGUGAAUUAUCCACGAUUCUCAAAUUUGCAGGAACUUUUAACAAUCAGGAUGAUAUCUAUGCUCACUUGAAAAAACCAACAAAAACAGAACUAGAGGAACAAUUCAAGAAACAUAAUACAGACUUAAGUGCAAAGUUAAGAAACCAAAGACAACAAAACUCAAAAAAGAGCCGCUAUAAAGUUGUAAAUUGUUUACGUUCACAAACUUCUGAUGUUACGGAACCAGCAGAAGACCACAAGUCUGAAUAUACAAUAUAUGAUUUAGAAACAGAAACUAUAGAAGAUGAAAGUCAGCCAAGCAGUUCAGAUAGCAGUGCCAAAUAUGUUUAUGAUUUAUAUUAUACAACUUCGGAUGAUUUAGGCGACGCGUAUUUUGAAGAAUAUGUAAAUAAGAUAACUGUUAUAUAUUUGUGUAUUGUGAAUUGUAUUUUGAAUAAUUUUAGUAUGUAUCCGUAUAAUGACCAAUUCAUGUAUGGGUCAAUGAGAGAUAAUGGCGUAAAUGGAGCAGACAGUGAUGAUGACAGUGAAGAUUCAAAUGCAGAAAGUAAUUGGAGAAAUGACUAUCCAGAUGAGUCUGAUAUGGAAAGUAUCACUGAAGAUGAUAUGUUGCAAGCAAUGAAGCGCUGUGACAUAAGUGAUCUUUCCAGUGAUGAUGGAGAGGAAGGUUUUAUUUAUAGCGUUGAUAGUGAAUCAGCUGGAUUUGAAGAAGACAUAGAUGAUUCUGAUGUGCAGAGAUAUGGGGAAAGAUAUGCAAGGUUUAAAGCUCGCAAUAAAAAGGGGGUUGAAACUUGUGUUAUUAAUAAUGAGUUGUAUUAUGGAGAUAUUGAUGAGGAAGAAUAUUACUAUUAAACUGAA
Molecule: messenger RNA, 978 nt
Organism: Zophobas morio
Lineage: Eukaryota; Metazoa; Arthropoda; Insecta; Coleoptera; Tenebrionidae
Gene: fs(2)ltoPP43
Product: probable RNA polymerase II nuclear localization protein SLC7A6OS
Biological process (GO): developmental process
Source: RefSeq, a predicted model, not a curated record